Messenger RNA from Brassica rapa (field mustard), 4077 nucleotides. RefSeq lists its product as uncharacterized. Gene Ontology annotation, molecular function: cysteine-type peptidase activity. The record is from RefSeq and is a predicted model, not a curated record. Lineage: Eukaryota; Viridiplantae; Streptophyta; Magnoliopsida; Brassicales; Brassicaceae. Gene Ontology annotation, biological process: proteolysis.
CCAAUAUGUGUUUAUUUCUGUGUAUAGUAAACACUUUUCAAGUUUGAUUUGAUUUUAUGAAGUGUUUAAUUAGAUAAAUAAGUUUAGGGGUUAUGUUUAGGGUGUGGACGACUUAUAUUUCAGUCGUCUGUUGAAUAAUUUACACGGACGACGUAUAUUUCAGUCGUCCACAUCGUACCGAACCUUUAAUUUUACCAAUGUACGUUUUAACCUAACCGGAUCAUUUACCGGACAUAUAAAAGCUAUUUUUUUCACUAUUUCACAAUUUUACGAAACCCUAGCGCCGUUUCUCUCCAACGGCGAUUUCGAAGGCGAUAAGACGAAAACCCUACCGUGGUCGUGUUCCGCCGUUAUCUUCGCCGGUAAUCUCUCCGAUUACGACGAAUCUCGUUUCUCCUUCAUGCCGUAGAGUAUUUUCGUAGUUUAAACUGACCGUCCGCUUCUUUUUUUCAGAUCUGAAAUCUCGUUUGCCAAACUCCGCCGCCGGUAUGUUAUUUCUCAUGUAUUAAGGCGUUUAGCCGCCGGAAAAACCCUAAAUAUUUUAGUAUUGAUUCUUCUUUUCCCUUCGAUUUGCAGAUCUGUAACGGCUUGGGGCCACAUCUUCUCCGACCAUAUCUUCUCGGACAAUAUAUUCUCCAACUGUAAGUCAUUCGUCUUUUGUUUAAAAGAUUUUGAGAUUGUUGUAGUCUUUUGCUGAAAGAUUACCCAGACGACUUCCAGGAAGUGAGAAGACUACUCAGACGACUUCCAGGAAGUCGUCUGAGUAGUCUUCUCACUUCCUGGAAGUCGUCUGGAAGUCUUCUAUAGCAUUUAGCAUAGUGCGCAACCUAUGUGUUUGAGAUGGUUGUUUGAGAUGGUUGUUUGUGAUUAUUUGCAGGCCUUUAAAUGGAUUUACCAGAAUUCCCGCCGAGGAUGUUUACAUUAGGAGAAGAGCCUGAUGCAAUCAGGAGCAUUUCGUAUCAUUCUGAUGACACGAAGUUGUUUAAAGCUCUAUGUGAUUGUCUCACAGCUGACGAAUAUGAGGAUCUGAAGGCGUCGAAGUUAGGAGUGUUCAUCAAAUUCAAGGAGCUUGACUUUGGUUGGACUUCAAGGCUGGUACAUUUUAUGCUCUCUUUCCAGCUAGACAUCAAGAAGAAGUUUGAGCUCUGGAGUCUUGUCGUUUCACAACCUGUGAGGUUUUCACUGAUAGAGUUUGAAUACCUCACUGGGCUGAACUGCGAUUACAUCAAGGACCUGGAAAAUCCAAGGUGUGAGGUUACGACGGAGAUGGCUGCUUUCUGGGAGAAGAUGGGUGUUGAUAUCGAUACUGGGCCAAGUAUUGAUCAGAUAACAGAAGCAUUUUACAACUGCGACGAGUGGUCUCGGGAUGAUCGCAUGCGGCUGGGAUACCUUGCCAUCUACGCAGGGUACAUCGAAGGGAAAAAGUUCUCAUCCGCUACAUCAGCUAGUCUUGCAAGGCUAGUGAUGGAUUUAGAAAAAUUUGAGAAUUAUCCAUGGGGGAGAGUGGCGUUUAAGGUGCUGAUGGAUUCUCUGAAGGCAAAAGACUUAACGCAAACUGGUUACACUGUUGAUGGGUUCAUACAAGUGCUCCAAGUGUGGGCGUACUAUGCUCUGCCAGAAUUGGGUGCUAAUUAUGGGUCUCCCGUACCAAACAGACUGUCUUCACUGUUGCUGGCUUACAAGGGUGGCAAAAGACAACGCAAAUUUUUUAAGGCUGCUAUCAAUAAACAAGUACUUAACUUCACUCCUAAGACUUCUCAGACGACUAUCGUGAAGAACUUCGUUCAGAAGGAUUUUGAUGAAAUGUUUCCAAAAUGGGACGGAGACGUAGAUGACCCUGCCGCGGAUAACAUAAUUAAAGUCAUGUUUAAUGAUCCUGGAUGGGAGUGGACCAUGGAAUGCUGGCCAGUCACCGGUACUCGCAAGGUUGUGAAGAUGGAAGUGAUUCCAGUGAAGAAUGAAGUGAGUCCCGUGAAGUCAGAGAGUGUUGUGAAGGAAGAAAGUAGCAGACCUCGGAAGAAAGCUCGUAAAGGGUCUUCUGUUUCUGCUGAGAAACCUGCGGCGGGUAGUGAAGGUCAGCAGAUUGAAAAGACCUUGAAGGACAUAUCUGAUGCCAUUAAUCUUGGCUUUGGGACGUGUCUUAAGGAGCUCAAGUUACUGGCGGAUAGGAUUGAAGCUGUGGAGAAGAAGGUGGGAAUCACCAACAGAGGGGGUUCUCUGAUGAUCGUCAACUUACAACCACUUCAAAUCCACCAAAACCUGUUGACGAACCCGGGGUUAGUACCAAAACCUCUCCCAAAAUUGCAGAGAAGAGAGUCACUAGGCAAUGUGUUAGGAAGAGUCAGGACUGAUGUGAUUUGGCUUUUGUUAAUAGUUUUUAAACACACUGUGAACUCGAAAUUGCAGAGUAAAAGUGUGAAUGGGGCGAAAGCAGGACAGAAGGAAGCCAAAGAACCGAGUCUUACUACAGAACCGAGUUCCUCGAGAGAGCUCUGUCUUGUGAGUCCUGCAGACGACUUACCGAGUGAAGAUCCUAGCCUUCUUAUAUUGGACAAACAAGUUUCGACCGCUUCAGAUUUACUCGUUGAAGAAGCUAGAAGGCAGACAAAGAAGGAGACUGCUUUGGUGAAUCUCCGUAAAAAAAGUGUGCGAGAAAGGAAGCUUGCUCCCACACAGCAAACUCCUUUUAAGGGAAACAGCACUGCCAAACAGAUCAUUCCAAACAAACAGGUUGGCGGAGGCUAUGAUCCUUUUGCACCCAUUGACAAGAUGAAGUCGAAGGAGCUCACUGCAUGGGUGCAAAAAGAUCCUUCUUAUAAACUGCCUCUGAAAAAAAAACCACGUAGAUGUCGAAGUCGAUUCUAUCAGGUCCUCCGAACCCCCUUAGAAUGGCUAACCGACCAUCAAAUGGAUGCUUUUAUUAAUAUACUGAGGCAACGGUACCAAAACCAUCCAGAACAUUUCAGGAGCGACAGAAUGUGCUUUCUUGAUCAUGUCUUUUCUCGGCAGUGGAGGGCCUCCUACCCUGAUUUUAAGAGCGACGCUCCUGAUGCCAACGGUUUAGGAAGAAGACUCCCUGGUGGGGCGUGGAAUUAUCAUGCAGGCUUGAUACCUUCUUUUUGCCAAUCUAAGAAGGUUUGGGGGGUGGAUGUGGAUGAUAUCUAUGCACCUGUGAACUUCAAGAACCAGCAUUGGAUUGCUAUAUGGAUAUCGAUCCCUAAGAGGCACAUCGUCGUCUGGGACAGCAUUGUCUCUCAUAUUAGCCCUGCAGAACUCGAUGAGGUAAUGGAGCCUUUUGUCACAAUGGUCCCUUAUCUGCUUGUUGAGUGCGCGCUCUCUGACGAACAAAAGGUUCAAUACACAUUGGAGCCAUACACAUAUGCGAGACAAACCGUUGGAGUACCUCAGUGCCGAGCUGGUGAUUGUGGCCCCUUCACUCUGAAGUACAUCGAAUGUCAUGCUCUUGGGAUAGAAUUUCCCACCGCGUUUGACAAAAAACACGGGAAGACCAUCAGGGAGAAGAUGGCGCUGGAUAUAUUUCGAGAGCUUCCUAAGUGCCAUGAAUGGGAAAACCAAGACAAUGAUGAGAACCUGGCAACGUAUGAUUAGAUAUUGGAUGUGUUAUUGCGAUUGUAUUUGAACUUGAUGCUUUUGUGUACUGUUGUUAGGUAGAUUAGGGGAUGUUAACAGGGUCAGGAUAGGAUGAUGUUUUUUGUAACCUAUCCUCACACCAAACUAGAAUUCCGUAGGAAAUUAGUUUGGUAGUGCAGUAACCUUUCGGAAUAUGUAAUGUUUAACUUGUAUUUUUUAAAUUGCACUGUUGGAAUUAGUUUCGGAAUAUGUAAUGCUUAACAUAGAAGGUCUACAAAGAAAAGUUCAUAAAACAUAUAAAUUCAUAACAUAGAGUCUACAGAGAAGUUCAUAAAACAUAGAAAAUCAUUGGACGACUUACUUAAAGGUCUUCUGGACGACUACAGAGAAGUUCAUAAAACAUAGAAAAUCAUUGGACGACUUACUUAAAGGUCUUCUGGACGACUACAGAGAAGUUCAUAAAACAUAGAAAAUCAUUGGACGACU